AUGGCGACGCCAGCAUUUGGCGCGCAAUCCUCCACCAUCGCCGAACCCAACAAUGCGGCCCUCUAUGAUGCCCGGAGACGGCAGCAAGUCACCGGCUCCCAGAUCCUCGAUAACAUUGUUUCCUUUUCGAAUUUUGAUCGCGACGAGGUGGACAGAUUACGGAAACGGUUCAUGAAGCUGGACAAAGACAACAGCGGUACGAUCGAACGGGAAGAGUUCCUGUCAUUACCUCAAGUGUCGUCCAACCCCCUAGCAACGAGAAUGAUCGCCAUCUUCGACGAGGAUGGUGGCGGCGACGUCGACUUCCAAGAAUUCGUGCUCGGGCUCUCGGCCUUCUCCUCCAAGGGCAACAAAGAAGAGAAGCUGAAGUUUGCAUUCAAGGUCUAUGACAUUGACCGGGACGGCUAUAUCUCAAACGGAGAGUUGUUCAUUGUGCUCAAGAUGAUGGUUGGCUCGAACUUGAAGGACCAACAACUGCAGCAGAUUGUGGACAAGACGAUCAUGGAGGCGGACAAGGAUGGCGAUGGCAAGAUCAGCUUCGCCGAGUUCACGCAGAUGGUGGAGAGCACGGACGUUAGUAUGAGUAUGACGCUAGGUAAGUGCUGA
Molecule: messenger RNA, 606 nt
Organism: Cladophialophora yegresii CBS 114405
Lineage: Eukaryota; Fungi; Ascomycota; Eurotiomycetes; Chaetothyriales; Herpotrichiellaceae
Product: calcineurin subunit B
Exons: 4
Coding region: 1-606 (201 amino acids)
Molecular function (GO): calcium ion binding; calcium-dependent protein serine/threonine phosphatase regulator activity
Source: RefSeq, a predicted model, not a curated record